Messenger RNA from Meloidogyne enterolobii, 492 nucleotides. The record is from the annotation of a GenBank genome assembly. NCBI's taxonomy places the organism in Eukaryota, Metazoa, Nematoda, Chromadorea, Rhabditida, Meloidogynidae.
AUGAGGGAAAUGACUAUGGCAAUAAUGAGGAUUGCCGCUUUUCAUUUAAUUUGUCCAACAAUUCGAAAACAUUCAGCUUUAUUUUUUUCUGGUGUAGAAAAAACCUCCAUAACAACAACCCUUUCAUCCGCCUCCACAUUAGCAACAACAGCUCGUCGUUCCCCACAAACAAAUAAUUUAUCAACGGGAGAGUUUGGAUGGAGGGAUGGCCGAACCCAUACUUUUUGUGCCCCUAUAAGGGCUAUCCCCUCAACAAAUAAUUUAAUAACAAAUAAACCCCCAACAAAACCAACAACUUCCCAUCUUCGUUUUGCCCAACAAUUAAUUGCUGCAACAGUACAUGGGGUAAAGGAAAGAGGGAAAAUCAACAAUACCCACAAAUAUUAUAAAACAAGGAAGAAGAGAAUCUGCAGCAGAAAAAACAACAAAUUUUGGUUUCGACACUCUCAAGUGGAGAACAACCUUUUCUCUUCGAAUUUUUGGUUCAAUUGA